Ostrinia nubilalis (European corn borer) is the source of this 5107-nucleotide messenger RNA. Its product is annotated as protein artichoke-like. The transcript is spliced from 2 exons. Bases 91 to 2682 code for a protein of 863 amino acids. Gene Ontology annotation, cellular component: extracellular matrix. Lineage: Eukaryota; Metazoa; Arthropoda; Insecta; Lepidoptera; Crambidae. The record is from RefSeq and is a predicted model, not a curated record. Gene Ontology annotation, molecular function: protein binding.
GGCUGCUGAAACUUUUUCUUGUCAGUCUCCUAACUACCAUGGCCGAACAAUCCUAAAUUUAAAAAAGUGUUUGAACGUAAAGAGUACAAAAUGGAGUUGAGAUUGGGACUGCUUUUAUUCACAUUCGUGCAUAAAGUAAUAUCAAGUGAAGAUACAUCAUGUGAAGCUGUUGUCACUAAAAAUUCAGAACCAGGAUGUUUAUUGAAAGUAACAUGUAAACACCAUUUGAAAAAUAUAAAUUCACUAAUAGAAAAAGAUAAAAAAGAUGAAAUAUGUUCUGGCAGUUUAGGAACAGUUCCGAUAAUUAACAUUCGUUUAGAAUUUUAUGAUGUGCCUUUCAACGAUGUAAACAAUCUAAAAGAACUUAAUUCUCUCAGUGAUGAAAUAUGUAAAGACGUAAAGUAUUUGACCAUCAAUGGCGGAGAAAUGACAGAGGUACCGGAAGUAGUUUAUAAUAAAAUGAAUAAUCUUGAGAGCAUCCAUUUAGAAAAUAAUAAUUUAGUAUCAUUAAAUAUACACAAAUUACUAAAAGAGAACUUGAAAAUUUUAAGUGUAUCUGGGAAUAAAAUUGACAAAUUAGUCGAAGAAGCUAGUAAAAACAAAUGUAAUCUUGAAAUAAUUGAUCUUAGUAAAAAUCGAAUUACUGACAUUCCAAGUCAUUAUUUUGCUACCUGCGAAAAAUUAAAAAAAUUUUAUUUAUCUUCUAAUGCUCUAAAAAAGCUAAAAAUUGAACAAUUCCAUGGACUUCAAUUACUAGAAAUGUUGGAUUUAGCGUAUAAUAAAUUAACAGAUGUUGACCAUAGUUUAAAAAUAUUUCGAGAUAUUAAAGAGUUAUAUUUGGAUGGCAAUAAUUUCCAAAAUAUAUCUAAAGAUUUUUUUCAACCAAUGCCGAAAUUAACAAUACUAGGUUUGUCCUCCAACAGAUUGACCAAUUUAAAUGGCAGUUUAGAGCCACUUGAAGAACUGACUAAAUUAGAUUUAAGCGAAAAUAAUUUAACAGCUAUUGAUGAUAAAAUAUUUUCCAAAAAUGGAAAAUUGGAGAAGUUAGAUUUGUCUGAUAACAAUAUCCGGGACAUACAGCGUGGAAGUUUUAAAGGUAAGCGUAUUACUGAAUUUAAUUUUGCAAACAAUGAGUUGCAAGGUACCCUCAAACGUGAAACGCUUGAUGGCAUCGACCCUAUUAUACUCGAUUUGAGCUUCGGGGGAAUUACGGAAAUAGAAGCCGAAUGUUUUAGUUCCAUGACAAAAUUAAAAGAGUUGCUAUUGAAGCACAAUAAGAUUCAGAAAAUUAAUGAAUUAGCUUUUAAAGGUGUAACAAGUUUAGAAAAAUUAGAUUUGAGUGAAAAUAAACUUAAUAUACUAAAUUUUCGAAGUCAUGACUUAGCGAAAUUAAAAGAACUGAACAUAGCACAUAAUGAAAUAGGAAAUGUAAAGCCAGAAGUAUUUGAAAACUUGCGUAAUCUAUUAAAAUUAUAUUUAUCACAUAAUAAUAUCAAGGAAAUAUUACCUAAUACGUUUCAAAAACUAGAUAAGUUGGAAAAACUCGAUAUUAGUAACAAUCCUCUCGAAGAUAUAGAUGGAAAUACCUUUAAAGGUUUAUCUCAACUUCAAAAACUUUUAAUUUCAAACACAUAUAUGAAAUCUCUUGUAAGAGAUGUAUUUUCCGAAAUGACAAAACUUCAAUAUUUAGAUGCGUCUUCAAAUAAGAUCCAAAGUAUUGAAAAAGACACUUUUCAAAAUAACAAGGAAAUAAAUGAGCUCUAUUUAAGUGGAAAUAUGAUUAAAAAUAUUGAUGAAAUAUUAAAUGGUUUAGUUAAUUUACGCAAAUUGGAUUUGAGCAAAAAUGAAAUAAAUUCAUUUACAAGCGAAACAUUUUCUUCACUUCAUAAAUUAGAGUUUAUUGAUUUAUCUGAUAAUCAAAAUUUAGGUUUAAAAAGUCCUUUUGAUAAUUUGAUUACAUUAACAACAGUGAAUUUGCAAAAUAUUAAAGAAGUCACUUUUGAAAAUAUUACAAAUUCAAACAUCAAAAAUCUUGACUUGACAUCGUGCAAUAUAAUAGACCUCAACGCUGUUCACAUUGACAAAUUAAAGGAAUUAGAAUCAUUAAAACUUUGUAAUAACAAAAUACCAUCAAUAAAACUGGACUUAUUUGAGCAAAAUGAUAAGCUUAAACUACUAGAUUUGAGUCAAAAUCAACUAUCAGAAAUAAACCGCUCUAAGAAUUUCGAUUCAUUACAUCAUUUGGAAACCCUGAACCUUUCAUCAAAUAAUUUAAAAAAAUUUACACCUUUAAAUUUGCAAAGUAGUAAAACAGUCAAAAACCUUUUAUUAGAUAAUAACAACAUUGAUUAUCUAGACUUUGAAGGGUUUUCGCUUGCAGGAGUCGAAAAACUUAGCAUUAGUGGCAAUCCGAUUCUCUGUAAAGACAUAGAGGAAGCAAGAGCUAAAAAUUGGUAUGACGAUUUUAAUUUGACAGCAAUUAAAAAUAGCCUCAACGGUUGUCGUAAUCCAACUCCUCCCCCGACAGAACCAGGUAAAAGCCCUGUACCUGUACCCCACCCCACUGUAGAAUACCCUACAGAAUGGGGAAACAUGAAGCAACGUAUAAAAAAUACAGAUGAGAAAUUAACUCAGCACAUUAACUCAUUUAGACCGAUAAUUAUUUUUGUAAAUAAUAAUUGAUUUCUCAGCAAGAACUUACAAAAGGAAGCAUAAAAAUCAUGAAAAAAAUAUUUAAAAAAAUAAUCCAUAAAAAGGGGGCCGUGGGGAGCCCGUACCAUAUAGGGUACAGUAGGUCUAUAUGCAUGCAAAACAUACUACACUCGACGUCAAAUAAAUCGCACCUCCCGCAACAAGCAUUUUCAAACGUAUGCAUCCCCACUUCCCACCAAUAUUGGUACCAUUUAAAAGCCUAGUUCUAACCUUCAUUUCAUUAAAGGAAAGGUUUUUACCCCAAAAAUGUGUCUUUAGAAGGAUCCAGAGUCACUUCUUCAAAAAAUAGGUAGUUACGCUAGAGCCAACUUUUAUGGCUAUAAAACUGUUAAGUUGGGUUUAAUUGCUAUCCAUCUGUUAAAGAGGACACGUGAAAUCAUUAUUUGGUUUUAUAACCAUAAAAAUUGGUCUAAUUGAUCCCAUAGGUGGGCCCAAAGUGAGGUAUUUUUUCAAGUCACAUUUAUGGUAUAUGUUACUCAUUUAUUAAGAAAUUAAAUGUGUUUUUCUUUAAGGAUAUUUAUUGGGCUUUCAAAUAACACCAAUAUUGUUGGGGUACCAUGAUUGUGUCAGAAGAAAAUCGUUAAAGUUCACGUCGCGGAAGGUGCGGUUUAUUUGAUGUUGAGUAUAGUUGUUCAAAGCAGGUUUUUAUUUAUUUUUGUAUGACAUAAAAUAAAAAUAAAAUCACAUAAUCACCAGUAUUACUCUUGGCAUAGCUUGUAAGUCGUUUUAUGUGGCACUAAUCACAUUUGGUUCUUUUUUCCUACCUUCUCCAAAGUUAGUGAGGAUAGCUGAAGAAGACCUGGCUUCUUCUGACUUGUUACGUUUAUUGCUAUCAAUAACCGCAUUUAACAAUACGAUGACGGAAAUUUAGCAAAUCCAUCGAAGAAAACUCUGAGGGUAAUUAUUUACAUUGACACUAUCGUUAUCGCCUGAAUCUUCGUCAGUCUGAUCACCAUUAGCGGCCAUCUGAUAAGAAAGCAGUAAAAAAAUACCAAAAUUGCUUUGUUUGCUGAAAUUAUAUUUUUUUUCUAGAGUUGUGGCAAUCAAGUGAAGCAUCAAUAGCCUAAAACAAUGAAAAAUAAUAAAAAUUAAAUUACAUUUUCUCGCAUGAUUUUGCUUAUACAUAGACCUACUGUACCUUAUAGGGUACACCUAUUUUAGACUAGAAAAAAUGGUAUAAAAAUAAUCUCAAUAAUAUUUUUUUCGUAGUUAUGAUAUCUAUUGUACUUUAUUUUUGAAAUAAAAUUGAUAAAUAAUAUAAUUUACCAUGAAUAAUAUGAAAUAUACCUUCUUGAAUACAUUGUAAAUAUUUUUUUUGUUUUCUGUCGAGGAAUUUUAAAAAUAUUUCCGAAACCACCUGUUAAAACGCAUUUUUAAAUAUUUUUAUGUAAAACUAGCUGACCCGGCGAACUUCGUACCGCCUUAGCGUAGAGAUUUUCUUAAUAUUUUUUUCCGUAAGAACCAUCCUUGGACUUCCACAAACAUUUAAAAAAAAGAAUUAUCGAAAUCGGUUCAGCCGUUCACACGUGAUGCCGUGACAACGCGAAACGGGUUUCAUUUUUAUAUAUAUAGAUAAUCACUUUAAGCUUACUGUCACAAUCAUUUUUACAAAAUAACAACAGUUUGGUACUUCAAAAUAUAUUCAAUAAUAUACCGUACCACAUAAUAAUAAGAAAAUAGCAAACGAUCACAAGGAAAUAUUAAACUCGGUCAAUCUUAUUGAAAAUCGUACAGAUACUACAAAUGCGAAAUUAGCUCAACACUUAAGUGAUUCUAAGAAUGAUCAGAAGGAAAUAUUAAAUACAGUCAAUCGUAUUGAAAAACAAUUUAAGCAACCUACAAAUACUGCAAAAAGUGACAAUUCUAUGAAAACCUUGAUGUACGUAUCGGCAAUUGGUGUAGUAUUUUCAAUAGUAUUUAUGUUGGUGAAAUGUAUUCUGAAAAUGAGGUCAAAAAAUAAAUAGUGUUGAAUAUAAUACCUAAAUACCCUUGUACACUUUCAUUCGUUUAAUUACAAUUAUUUUUAAUGGAUUUUAUAAUGUAGGUUAUAAUCGCCAGUUAGUUUUAAGCAGUGUUUGUACGUGAGGCAAUAUAUUAAUAAAUCGUGUACCUAGUGCACAUACGUGUGAAUUUUUUAUUGAUUUGUGUGGUGUAAAACAUUGAUGUAUUUACUAUUUAUCUGUCUACGAGUAUACAUACUGUACCUACAUCGGCUUUUCGUCACUGAUUACAUAAUAAUAUCAGACUGAUUUUAAAUUCUGUUUUAUCACACUUAUUAUUCGUUUUAUAAUGUACUUAGUGCCAGUAAUAAAAUGUAACUACUAAAAAUAACUAAAAAGUUUAAAUAAUAUGUGUCCUAAAUAGAAUUUAAUGCAAUAAACUAUUUAAGCCUGUA